AUGCUCGAGCAUAUCAGCCCCCGCUCCCUGCCAACCGCCGCCCGCACCACCCUCCGCUCCCUCUCUCGUUGGUGUGGCAGCAACCUCAACUUUUACCGAGUGCACGUCCUCGUCUUUACCUUUACCCCGCUUCUUGCCGCCUGUAUCUUCUACGCUUGCAACGGCGAAACGCAUAUCAGCUUCGUCGAUGGCCUCUAUGUCUGCGUAUCCGCCAUGACCGUCACUGGCUUGGUCACCUUCAACAUCAGCACCGCCAACCCAGGUCAGCAGGCCAUCCUCUUCAUCCUCAUGUGCAUCGGCAACAUCUCGGCCGUCAGCAUCACCAUGAUCUGGAUCCGUAGAAGCUUCUUCCGCAAGAAGUUCGAUCACGUUGUCCGUCGAAGCGCAAAGGUUCGUAAGCGCAUGCACGACGUCGAAGAGCAGGAGCGAAGGGAGCGACGCCACAACAUUGCAAAGAUCCAGCGCAUGGUCGGUCUCAAAUCCUCCGACAGCGUCACCACUAUCAGCGACACCGAAGAGCACGACCGUACCGACACCAGCUCCAGCAGCCAAAUCGAACUCCGCCGCCUCGAAAAGAACAAGCAAAAGAGCAAGGCAAAACGCAAACCGCUCCGCGCAGACAUGAUUCGUCGAAUCGACGGCCCUGCCUUUCUCAUCAACUCGGCCGGCGAUCCCUCCAACACCAUCCCCGAUUCGGCCAACACCACGCCAUUCACCAACGAUCCGCAUGCUUCGCUCACCCAAGAGCCCGCCUCGCUACGCUCAACUACACCACCUCCCGCGCAAGCCGCCGUCGGCAUCCUCAACGCCCAACAAGACCAUCACGCCUCAGUCACAUCCGACGAUCCCAGCCACCAGCCCAGCAUCCGAAUUUCGCUUCCUCAUCACUCUUUGCCCUCCGACGAGUUCACCCAGCACAAGGCCACUGCUGAUCCAACUCAGCCACCUCGUCAAACUUUCUCCCUUCCGCGUUGCGACCAUCGCCAUGACCCCGACGCCGACACCGACUCGGAUCAAGCAUCUCUCACACACCAAGGCGAUACGCACUUCACCCAACCACCGCUCUCGCCUCCUCUUCGCGCUCGCUUCCCCGAUCAUCAAAUCCCUGGCAGAGCAAGGCGAGUAUCAGAUCCGCCCCAAUCUCAGUUCCGUCGCGGUUCCGACACCGGCCUCGUUCACACAUAUGCCACGCACGAGAAGCACGACAUGUUCCCGCGCGCCCAAACCGUCGAAUUCGCCAUACCCAGCAACUACCGUUCUCCCAUCGAUGCGCAACAGCGAGAGCAAAGCUACACAACCGGUCACGGCGUCAAUCCUACUGGCGGCUUGCGCCACCGCAACACUACCUUCAAUCGUACCGUCACCUCACGCUCCUACGUCUCGGGUCGUCUUAGCAAUGGCAGGUCCGGCGUUCCGCUUGCACGUACCCAAACCUCGGCCAAACAGCGUGGCUUUGGUGGCUUCCCCACGCCAUUCGAGAUUGCCGGCAUGGCGCUCAAAAAGGCCGCCCCUGGUGUUCAGGAGCGCUUUCAAAGAACCAUGACCAUGCCUCGCACCGCCACAUUUACAUCCGUGCGCUCCGGCGGUGGUCUCACCGAAACGGCCAACAAGGCAGCGCCUUACCUUUCCUUCGAUGCCACCGUCACCGGCAACUCGCGCUUUCACGCCCUCACCGAAACCCAGCGCGAUGAGCUCGGAGGCGUCGAAUAUCGUGCACUCGACCUGCUCGCAAAACUUGUGCCUGCCUACUGGCUCAUUGUCAACCUCGGCAUGGUCACGCUCGUCGCCCCCUACAUCAGUAGCAACGCCUUUCGAAAGUAUCGCCCGCCCUUUGAAGCACAAGGCAACAACAGACCCGACAAUACCUGGUUCUGGUUCUUCCAAGUCAUCUCGGCCUAUUCGAACACGGGCAUGUCCCUGAUCGACACGAGCAUGACCCAGAUGCAAGACGCCUACUUUCUGCUCAUCCCCAUGGGCUUCCUCAUCCUCGCGGGCAACACCGGCUUCCCCAUUCUCCUGCGUUUCUUCAUCUGGACCAUCUCGGUGUGCGUGCCAUCCAAUUCGAGAAUCUACGAGACAUUGCGCUUCUUGCUCGACCACCCGCGUCGAUGCUUUGUAUACCUCUUCCCCUCGAGUCAGACCUGGUUCCUGUUUUUCGUCCUUGUCCUCUUCAACUCGGUCGAUUGGCUUGCCUUCCUGAUUCUCGACAUUGGUAAUCCGGUCAUCGAGUCGAUUACGCUCAGCAUCCGUAUCUUUGACGGUCUCUUCCAGUCGAUCGCCGUGCGCGCCGCAGGUUUCACCGUAGUCAGUUUGCUGGCGCUCGCCCCCGCGGUGCAGUUCCUGUACGUCAUCAUGAUGUACCUGUCCGCGUUCCCGCUUGCGCUCUCGGUGCGCAGCACCAACGUCUACGAAGAAAAGUCGCUUGGCGUCUACGUCGACGAGCCCGCGGAUCCGGGUCUAGCUCCGCAAGAGUCCGACAACCCCAAGGUGUGGGGUUCGUUCUUGGCAUCGCAUGCACGUCGACAGUUGGCGUUCGAUAUUUGGUGGCUCGGAUUUGCGCUAUGGCUUAUUUGCAUCAUCGAGCGCAAUGACAUCUUGGAUCCGAACUCAAACGGGUGGUUCACCAUCUUCAGCUGCCUCUUUGAGCUCACCUCGGCCUACGGCACGGUCGGGCUGAGUCUCGGCACACCAUUUGACAACUUCAGCUUGUCCGGACGCUUCCAUACACUCUCGAAAUUGGUGGUGUGUGCCGUCAUGAUCCGUGGCCGACAUCGAGGAUUGCCAGUGGCCAUUGAUCGUGCUAUCCUGUUGCCGUCCGAGUUGGAGCAGGAGGAUAUGUUGGACGAUGACCUUUCGCACCUUGGAGAUUCGUGGGAUCGCGACAGCACGUUUGUCUCUGAUCCGCUGGUCCCGACGCCUGGCGCGCCACGUCCAUCGAUGAAUGGGCCCGAUCAACAGCGCAGCAAUAGCAUCGGCAGUGUCGCUGGCGAAAGCAACAGUGGCAUGUCGAGCGUCCGACGCACACCAUCCGGCGUGUCGUUUGCCGUCCACCCGCUGGCGUCCAAGCCGAGGCGCAGCAGCAGCAUGUCGCCAAUGGCCAUGGAGCCACUUUCUCCCAAGCAACAGGCUGAACUAGCAUUACAGGAACCAAGGAGGAGCCUGACCCUCACGCUCCCACCCAGCAGUCUUCCCGCGCAUUAUGCAGGACCGACGCUCGGUGUGGGUGGAUUUGCGCACCAUCUUGGCGGGCUAGGAGGAGCAUUACCUCCGAGCAGCAGCAGCAACGCCAGCACUGUCGGUGGCGUCUUGGGAGCAAUGAUGGUCUCGUCGCCUGGCCAAUUGACGGCGAUUGACGAAAUGCCAAGCGGACUAGGUGCGAUGCCGACCAGCGAGAGUCGCUGCGAGUCUCCAGCCGGUGUCAACGCAAGUGCUGCUGCUUCGAACGCACAGAGCCAAGCACACGUGUUACCGACCACUUUCUGCACCAAUGUCGAGAGCACCAGCAGCACCAGCAGCGGCAGCGGCGGCAGUGGAUGCAGCGUGAAGGGCAAGGAACGUGCAGCGAUGCGAAUUGCGGACGAGGAUCGCGAACGACUAGUUGCCCAGCAUGCAGGUUGUUCGACGCCCGAUGGACGACAUGAUCCUGUGGAUGGCCAAGAUUAG
Molecule: messenger RNA, 3663 nt
Organism: Mycosarcoma maydis (corn smut)
Lineage: Eukaryota; Fungi; Basidiomycota; Ustilaginomycetes; Ustilaginales
Exons: 1
Coding region: 1-3663 (1220 amino acids)
Biological process (GO): potassium ion import across plasma membrane; intracellular potassium ion homeostasis
Cellular component (GO): plasma membrane
Molecular function (GO): high-affinity potassium ion transmembrane transporter activity
Source: RefSeq, a predicted model, not a curated record